AUGUCUGAUAAAAAGAAACUCAUUAUACCAAAAGGUGCUGGUCAAAUUCAACAAUUAGGCAGUGGACUAAGAGCAAAACAAACUGAUACAACCACUCAUUUUAAAAAGAAUUGUCGAUAUGAUUAUCAACCAGAGAUAUGUAAAGAUUUUUAUGAAACAGGAUAUUGUGGAUAUGGAGAAAAUUGUAAGUUUAUUCAUGACAGAAGUCUUACAAAAAGUAGCUUAACGUUAGAACGUGAGUUUGAAGAAAAUAGAAAACAUGAAGCCCAAAAAAAAACUGAAGAACUUAUGAAAGAACAAAAAGAAGCUGAUGAAAUUAAACUUCAAAAAGAAAAAGAACAGAAAAAAGAAACUAUUUGUCCUAAGUGUCAAAAAAAAUAUAAUGAAGAAAAAACACCAAUGAUAAUGAAAUGUGGUGAUUGGAUUUGUUCUGAUUGUGCAAUUGGAUGUAAAAAAUGUCCUGUUUGUAAUACUUCAACCGGUGGUGUUUUUAAAGCAGCUAAAAGAAAGAGAUAA
Messenger RNA from Entamoeba dispar SAW760, 516 nucleotides. Its product is annotated as RING finger protein 113A, putative. The record is from RefSeq and is a predicted model, not a curated record. Gene Ontology annotation, cellular component: U2-type spliceosomal complex. Bases 1 to 516 code for a protein of 171 amino acids. Gene Ontology annotation, biological process: snoRNA splicing. The transcript has a single exon. Lineage: Eukaryota; Evosea; Mastigamoebida; Endamoebidae. Gene Ontology annotation, molecular function: metal ion binding.